Pelodiscus sinensis (Chinese soft-shelled turtle) is the source of this 3681-nucleotide messenger RNA. NCBI's taxonomy places the organism in Eukaryota, Metazoa, Chordata, Testudines, Trionychidae. The record is from RefSeq and is a predicted model, not a curated record.
UUCAGUCUGAUUCAAAUGCAUUGUCCUGGCACAGACCUGAUAAGAAUGUCAGGGCCAUAAACAGUUAGCCUGAGAGCAUUUGGAGUGGGUACUUUUACAGGAACUAUGACGCUUUCCUUUCUCAGCCAUUUGUUAAGCUUAAGACGGAUAAAAGCAGAAAUAAGGAAGCUUGAGACAUAUAACACAUUAGUCUUCACUGAUCCAAAGGAAAAACCAUGGCCACCAACGCAGCAAACAGUGCUAACCAUCUGCCCUAUUUUUUUGGCAAUAUUACACGUGAGGAAGCAGAAGAUUACCUGAUGCAAGGAGGACUGAGUGAUGGACUUUAUCUGUUGCGCCAGAGCCGAAACUACCUUGGAGGCUUUGCUUUGUCCUUGGCACAUGGAAAAAAGGUUCAUCAUUACACAAUUGAAAGAGAGCUAAGUGGCUCGCCUCUGAAGCUUUGGAAAAGCCUCAGAAGCGCGGGAACCCGCCCGGUGCCCCUGGUCUGCUGGAGGUGGUCUCCAGCAGACCAGGGGCACCAGCAGCAGUCCUGUCUUUUGCGGAGAUCUUUCAACCGGCCACCGGGCGUUGAGCCAAAAACAGGACCAUUUGAGGAUUUAAAGGAGAACCUCAUAAGGGAAUAUGUCAAGCAAACUUGGAACCUGCAGGGUCAUGCCCUCGAACAAGCUAUUAUUAGUCAAAAACCACAGCUGGAGAAGCUGAUUGCCACAACUGCCCAUGAAAAGAUGCCUUGGUUCCAUGGGAAGAUCUCUCGGGAAGAAUCGGAACAUCGUAUUCUAUUAGGAAAAAAGACCAAUGGAAAAUUUUUACUCAGGGAAAGGGACAACAAUGGCUCCUAUGCUCUCUGCCUGCUCAGUGAAGGAAAAGUAUUGCAUUAUCGUAUUGACAGAGACAAGACGGGAAAGCUCUCUAUACCAGAUGGAAAAAAGUUUGACACACUCUGGCAGUUAGUUGAACAUUAUUCAUAUAAGCCAGAUGGGCUGCAAAGGGUCCUUACAAUUCCAUGUGCACAAGUUGGCUCAGGAAAUGCUAACACUGACUUUCUACCUCCACUUCCCGGAAUCCAUCCUAAGACUUGGUCAGCAGGUGGAAUUAUCUCAAGAUUCAAAUCGUACACCUUUCCAAAGCCUGGCAGCAAAAAGUUAUAUCCAUCGCAUCGUCAUCUGCCUGCAGAUUCUGCAUCUAUUAAUCCCUAUGUGCUGCAGAGGACCAGAGCUCUAAUGGGAGCUGAUCAAGGAGAUCAGAGGGAGGCCUUGCCCAUGGAUACAGAAGUCUAUGAAAGUCCAUAUGCAGAUCCAGAGGAGAUAAAGCCAAAAAAUGUCUACCUAGACAGAGCAAUGCUGAAUCUGGAGGACGCAGAACUUGGCUCUGGUAACUUUGGUACGGUAAAGAAAGGGUUCUACAAAAUGAAAAAAGGUGCCAAGCCAGUAGCUGUAAAAAUUCUUAAGAAUGAAAACAAUGACCCAGCUGUAAAGGAUGAAUUACUGCGAGAAGCAAACGUAAUGCAGCAACUGGAUAACCCAUACAUUGUCCGAAUGAUAGGCAUAUGUGAAGCUGAGUCUUGGAUGUUAGUAAUGGAGAUGGCAGAACUUGGACCACUAAAUAAAUUUUUGCAGAAAAACCGGCAUGUCAAGGAAAAGAAUAUAACAGAGUUGGUGCAUCAAGUUUCCAUGGGGAUGAAAUAUUUGGAGGAAAACAAUUUUGUACACAGAGAUUUAGCUGCAAGAAACGUAUUGCUAGUUACCCAACAUUAUGCCAAAAUUAGUGACUUUGGGCUUUCCAAAGCUCUUGCUUCUGAUGAGAAUUAUUAUAAGGCACAAAGUCAUGGAAAAUGGCCAGUCAAGUGGUAUGCUCCAGAAUGUAUGAACUUCUACAAAUUUUCUAGCAAGAGUGAUGUUUGGAGCUUUGGGGUUCUAAUGUGGGAAGCUUUUUCCUAUGGGCAAAAACCAUAUAAGGGAAUGAAAGGAAGUGAGGUUGCACAGAUGAUUGAAAGAGGAGACCGAAUGGAAUCUCCCGAGGCUUGUCCAUCUGAGAUGUAUGACUUGAUGAAACUUUGUUGGACAUAUAAGGUUGAUAAACGACCAGGAUUUUCUGCUGUUGAGCUCAGACUGCGAAAUUAUUAUUAUGACAUUUCACAGUAACAAUGUGGAUACCAUGGACCUCGUGCUCACUUUGGUCUGCUGCAAGCUCCCUUUUGACAAUGACAGCCAAAAGUUUUAGCUUCGGAAAACAUAAUGAGUUCAGUUUGACAGCUUGAAAAAGCUUCAACAAUGCCAAAGUUCAAAGUGAAGCCCUUUGUAAGAGUCGCCUUUGCUUGCUUUCAGUGCAAUUUCUAACCCAUAAAUAUCUUUUUAAAAAGCGGACAUUGCUACACUGUGUGCAGCAAAGACAGCACAAUAGAGCUUUAGAAGUCUACUAAAUUAAGUUAAUUUUACAUGCUUCCUUCCUGGCUUUGGAGGGAGGGCAUAUGUAUUGAAUAUUUUUUUCUCUCUCAUCCUCUCAUGCAUAUAUUUGAAUACAGAACCAGGAUUUUUUCAUUAUUGGUGCUUGCCCUAAGAAUUGCUCAGACAUCUCCAAGAGUAGGUAUAUGAUAAAGCUUUUUCCCACAGUGAGAGAAAUGUAUUAAUUUUUGACAGCAUAUUUAGUUCUUAGGUUAUACCCUAAUGUACUCUAUCUAGACCACUGAAAUCCUCUCAAAAUAAAGAGCCCUACAUUCCCUGCAGAAACGCUAGUAGAAAGGAACCAGAAUUUGUGAAUCACUGACAUGUGACAAGGAAGCACCCAUUCCCCUCUGAAUUCCCUCUCCCAUCCCCCGCCCCCAUACCUCUCCGUUUGUAUUCAGAACUUCCCAGCUAACUAGGAUAUUGGUCGUAUAUGCAGAAGGAGUCCUUGGGACAUACUCUUAUGCCUCAGGUAAUAUUGUUCAGUAUUAAAGCUAUUGUCUGUGCCUACAUUAGCUGAGGGAACAUUGGUUUGCCAAUGGGAGCACCUUCUUUUCUGUCUUACCUUUCUCUUCUUCCGCCAUUGUCUUUAUGGAUAUCACAGACUCCCUGACAUUACAUGCCAAACGGCCGCCACCACCAUCUUUCACAUUACUCCUCUUCCACAUUACCCAUCAAUCCAACAUCCAGAAGGGACAAGACAUUUGAAAUGCAACCAAAUUUUUACUUCUCUAUCUGCAGACUUCAGAGCCUACACCUCCACUCCUAAUCGCUUCGCCCAAAGUGAUGCAUUCCACCUCAAUUUCUUUAUCUUUGUCCUCCCCACAAUGUCAGAGUUUGUGCUAACUUUAUAGCUUUCAUCUUGCUUUAGAAUGUAAGCCCUCAAGAAAAAGUCCCUAUCUUUCUAUUUGUUUGCAAUGCACCAAACGAUCUCUGGCACUGUAUGAAGAUAACAAAUCAUACCGUUCCUAUCGUUGUUCCCUGUUGUAUGCUUUUCUCCAAUCUCAUUUUAAAUAUUCCAAGUUUAUCCAGAUAUUCAGCCUAAACAUUCAUUCCCUUUCUUAAAUUACAGCUCCAUAAUCCAAUACUGUUUUUGAUCCCUGUGUGCUAUAUAAUUCUUUGUGUUUAUACCGUCCAAAUAUAUGUAGACUAUUCAUAUAAAACUAGCCAAUUAGCCCAUCAUAAGACGGGAUUUUCAGGUCUCUCCUCCACUUCGGUCUUCUCUCCUGAGCCUCCG